CAAAAUUACGCCACUUGUGGAGAGGGAGAACACUGUAGCCUAAUUGUGAGCGCAGACAGGGGCGGAGGGAAUCGCGGCGGUGAGAUUAUUUUUAUGGACGCGCCCGGUGCGUACAUUUGCGGGUCUGUCGUGUAACUCAGUCAUGUUCUAGAGCUCGUAAAUCGAGAGGACCGUUAGUGCGAAGUGCCUCAACCAGGCAUUAAACUACCCUCGUGCAGCUAAAAAGGACGCUCAACUUGUACGCAAACAAAACGUGCCUCUGUAGCUAGAGGAGCGGCAAGAGAACAGAGGCAAGCAAUAACAUAUUCUGUUGAGAACUAUUGCUGACAACUCAGUAAGAAAUUGCCGACAAGGACUAAAUACUUACUUUUGAAAGUGGAUGACACUGUCUGCCUGUCAUUUACGUAGAACCACAAUAAAGGACCACAAUAAGUACAGGAGAGACCCGGGAGACAGCGGGCGCCAUGAGGCGGCGAGGAGGGCUUGAGAGAGAGGAGACAUCGCCCUUCAUCAUCCUCAGCAUCGGGCAGCGCAGGAAGUGCAUACAAGCGCCACAGAGACUGUCUAGCAAGAGACAAGCUAACAGCACCCGAAUCUGAGAGAGAGACGAGAGAGAGAAACAGAAAAGAGUGGAUUCAACAUCCAUUUAUUUAUCCUCAAUGGGCUUAAACUGGACUGGACCAGACAUGGAAGAGAUGAUGUCCAAGUUACCACAUUGUUCUAUAUUGGACCCUCCUUGUUAGACCUUCGAAACAACUCACACACCUUUGUGAGGCUUAGAACUGAGGGGCAGAGAGAGAAAAAAAGAGAGAGAGAGAGAGAUAGAGGAAGAGAACGAGAGACACUCUGGGCUCCAUGCAGGCGCGUAAGAAGUAUGUCCUGCUGGGGCUGUGUGCAUGCUGCUGGCUGCUGCUCUUCUACUGGGGCGGCGGUGUCCAGGUCCGUCUCUUCAAGCUGCUGGUGCAGCAGAGGGGCGAUGUGGUGCGCCCCUGGCCCGACUGGAACGACCGGGCCCUCCUGCCGGGCUAUGCCCAGCUGGAGGAACUCCAGACGGGGCCUGGUUCUGCCGAGUCCCCCCGCCAGCGUCACCAUGCCUGGACGGGCAUCUAUAAAGACAGUCGCUGCCGAAUGGAGACCUGCUUCGACUUUACGAGAUGUCGACGUAGAGGGCGGGACGGGUUUAGAGUGUACGUCUACCCGUCGGAGAAGGGCGAGCGCGUGUCGGAGAGCUAUCGUAAGAUACUGACGUCUAUAGGCGAGUCGCGGUACUACACCAAGGACCCUCGCGAGGCGUGUCUCUUCGUUUUGGGAAUUGACACUCUGGACCGCGACCAGCUCUCGGGGCAGUUCGUGCCCAACUUGGACGAUCGUAUCAAGGGUUACCCGCUCUGGAACGAGGGGCGGAACCACCUUAUCUUUAACCUGUACUCGGGCACCUGGCCCAACUACACUGAGGACCUGGGCUUCAACAUCGGCCAGGCCAUCCUGGCUAAAGCCAGCCUCAACACGGAACACUUCCGGCCCGGGUUCGACGUCUCCAUCCCCCUGUUCUCCAAGGAGCACCCCCAGAAGGGGGGCGAGAGGGGCUGGUUGGUGCGAAAUACGGUACCCCCGCGCAGAAAGUACCUGUUGAUGUUCAAAGGGAAGCGGUAUCUAACAGGCAUCGGCUCGGACACCCGUAAUGCCCUGCAUCAUAUCCAUAAUGGGAAGGACAUAGUGUCCCUCACCACAUGCCGUCACGGGAAGGACUGGGAGAAACACAAAGACGCCCGCUGUGACCAUGACAACCUAGAGUAUGAGAGGUUUGAUUACCAGGAGCUGCUCCACAACUCCACCUUCUGCCUGGUUCCUCGGGGUCGUCGCCUGGGCUCCUUUCGCUUCCUAGAGUCUCUACAGGCGGCAUGUAUUCCAGUGUUGCUCAGUAAUGGUUGGGAGCUGCCCUUCUCUGAUGUCAUCCAGUGGAACCAGGCUGUCUUAGAAGGAGAUGAGAGAUUGCUACUGCAGGUCCCGUCUACAGUGCAUGCGGUGGGAAAUGAGCGAGUCCUAGCUCUGAGGCAGCAGACCCAGAUGCUAUGGGAGGCCUACUUCUCCUCCGUGGACAAGAUAGUCCUCACAACACUGGAGAUAAUUAAGGACCGGGUGUUCUCCCACGUCUCCAGAAAUAAGUACAUGUGGAACGCCCUGCCAGGGGGCCUGCUGGUCCUGCCAGAGUACUCCACUCACCUGGCCCACUUCCCCUUUUAUUACCUGAGUCUAGGGGUCAGUCCUGGUCAAGAGUUCACAGCCAUCAUCCAUGCCGUUUCCCCAUUGGUCUCCCAGUCUCAGCCAAUCAUGAAGCUGCUUCAAGUGGUCUCCAAGUCCAAAUACUGUUCACAGAUCAUCAUCCUGUGGAACAGUGAGAAGCCACCGCCCCACAGGAGUAAAUGGCCCCCCAUGCCUGUCCCCCUCACUGUGACAGACGGUAGGAGGAAGACGAGCAGUCGUUUCCUGCCCAACGUGGCCAUAGAGACAGAGGCAGUGCUGAGUCUGGAUGAAGAUACAGUCCUGCUGACCAGUGAGGUGAACUUUGCUUUCUUGGUGUGGAUGAGUUUUCCUGAGCGCAUCGUGGGCUACCCCCCCAGGAGUCACUUCUGGGACCCAGUGAAGAAUGUGUGGGGGUACACCUCCAAGUGGACUAACGAGUACUCCAUCGUUCUGACAGGAGCAGCCUUCUACCACAGGUACUAUCACUACUUGUUCUCCCACUACCUGCCCCCCUCCCUGCGGGCGCUGGUGGACCGCACCUCCAACUGUGAGGACAUCCUCAUGAACUUCCUGGUUUCCGCCGUCACCCACCUGCCGCCAAUCAAAGUGGCCCAGAGGAAACAGUACAAGGAUCUUCCCAGCCCACAGGUGAGGCCACACCCAUCGAUGGUGAAUCUGACCAAUGAGCUGCCCAGCCCACAGGGUACGAAGAUGAGUGCUCCAUGGGCCAACCCAGAGCACUUUACCCAGAGACAGGAGUGUGUGAACAGUUUCGCCAGCUGGUUCGGCUACAUGCCCCUGGUCCACUCCCAGUUCCGCCUGGACCCCCUGCUCUUCAAGGACCAGGUGUCUGUCCUGCGCAAGAAGUACAAGGACCUGGAACGUGCCUGACGGACCAACAGAUGGAUAGGGGAAUACAGUGUGGAGGCCUGGUCUGGUGAUUAAAUGUAGACAGACAGACAGACCCUGGUGGACUGAUCUGAUGAUAAAAGAGGAAGAAAGGGGACCUAAAGCUAAGAGAUAGACUCUGCCUCCAGGGGUCUGAGACGACGGGCUAUUGGAGGAGGAAACAUAUGGAGAAGGCCUUAUGUCCCCUGUGAUUGGUGCUCCAUUGGUAAUGGAUGGGUGAAUGAACACUUGUUGAAGAUGUCAACCACUCCCAUUGCAGUCUGAAUGGAGGGGAACAGUAUUUAAUGUCAAAGGAAGGCGCCAAGCGGACAGUUGCUGGUGCAGUGCACUCCAGCUGGCGUAUUUCUACAGUACAUCUGGGAGUUGGGACGGUCGCAAAGCAAUUGGUUCAUUUCACAUCACGUAACUGUAAGACCAAUAAAAACAUUUCCCAAGUGCAAAUGGUGGUAUUCAACUCACAUGUAGACUUUUGACAAAGCAUUACUUCAAAUGCAUUCACCAGACCCUUCGAAGUAUCAAAGGCAAAGCAAACAUUUCUCAUAAAAUCAGUGUUUUUACAAUGUAUUUAUUUUGUAGAAAAAGACUAUAACCUAUUGCUUGUGAUUUCUUUGAGAUCCUGCAUAGUGUGCAAAAAUAGAUUCACACGCUUGAUACUUCCGAUUCCUCAGCAGUCGGCAUGCAAGAUUCUCAACCCUUAAGGUAAACAGGUGUGUUGCCCAGCACUCAGGAAGCUAAUCGCAUUAAUGAUGCUAAGACACACACACGCACACCUGAGAUAAAUAGCUGCCAUGGGCUAAUUUGCGAUGAGAUCCCAUUGUCUUCAACUCAGUUCACAGGUGACACUCACUAGUGUUGGUACACAAAGAAUAAGGGCAGACAUUAAGCACUGACACUAGAUCAGCCUCUUGUGCACGGUGGAAUUCAUAACCAUGAAUUCAAGUUUAUUUAGCUGGUCCUGAGUCAGUGAUUAUCACCCCAAAAAAGGCUGGAAAACAUAUGUAGUAAAAAAAUAUAUAAGUAAACUCAAUUAAUUCAAUGUCUCUAAAAGCACCAUACUUUAAAGGUAGAUCACCCAAAG
This is a messenger RNA of Coregonus clupeaformis (lake whitefish), 4231 nucleotides long. RefSeq names its product exostosin-1c. The coding region runs from base 856 to 3135 and encodes 759 amino acids. NCBI's taxonomy places the organism in Eukaryota, Metazoa, Chordata, Actinopteri, Salmoniformes, Salmonidae. Gene Ontology annotation, cellular component: membrane. The transcript has 12 exons. Gene Ontology annotation, molecular function: glycosyltransferase activity. The record is from RefSeq and is a predicted model, not a curated record.